CAGCAUCAGUUUGAAGUCAAAUCUGACAGCCGCUGCCUUGCCCGGUCCUUUUUCCAUCCCUUUCACUGGUGGUCAUCCCAUGCUCGUUUAAGAGUUUCAGUCGGGACUGUGGGAGCGCGUCUGAUCGCUGUCUUCAACUUGGGGUGAAGAAAGACAGGGGGAAACUCCUCGGGAUUCUCCGUACUCCGAGCUCUUUUUCGGAUAUUCUGUUUGACGUGCCAAAGUGCUUCUUAAGGAGAAUUCUGGGGAGAUUUCUUACUCUUUCAUUCCUCAAGGAUGGAGCAGCACAGUGGACCUGUGUGCUGAAGCAGCUCCCACUUUUAAACUUCAUGUUCCAGGAUGAACCAUGAGCAAAGGUUGUGAGGGCCUGUUUCUAUCGUCCUGUCAUACAGUGAGGCAGUGAGCUCACGGUAGAUACAGCAUGCAUGUGUCGACAUAUCCCAUGAUGCACUCUGCCAGUCCAGGCCUGCUCCUCCUCAGCUUCCUUUUCCUCGCUGAUGCCGACUCACCCCCCAGGUUUACGCGAACCCCAGAAGAUCAAACAGGAGUCCAGGGGGGGGUGGCCUCCUUUGUGUGCCAGGCCACAGGGGAUCCACAGCCCAAGAUUGUGUGGAACAAGAAAGGCAAAAAAGUCAGCAACCAGAGAUUUGAGGUAAUAGAGUUUGACGACGGGUCCGGCUCGGUCCUAAGAAUCCAGCCACUGAGGACCCCCAGAGACGAGGCUAUUUACGAAUGCCAUGCCUCCAACUCUGCAGGAGAGAUCACUGCCUCCACCCGACUUAGUGUGCUACGAGAGGACCAGCUGCCCUCUGGGUUCCCCACCAUAGACAUGGGUCCCCAGUUGAAAGUGGUGGAGCGUUCUCGGACCGCCACUAUGCUCUGUGCUGCUAGCGGCAACCCUGACCCAGAAAUUACCUGGUUCAAGGAUUUCCUGCCGGUCAACACGUCCAAUAACAACGGACGAAUUAAGCAGCUCCGCUCAGAGUCCUUUGGUGGCACGCCUAUACGAGGUGCCCUCCAGAUAGAGAUGAGUGAGGAGUCAGACCAGGGGAAGUAUGAGUGUGUUGCCACCAACAGCGAUGGGACACGCUAUUCCACACCAGCUAACCUCUAUGUCAGAGAGCUGCGAGAAGUGCGUCGUGUCCCCCCACGCUUCUCCAUCCCCCCAGCGGACAGCGAGAUCAUGCCAGGGGGGAACGUCAACAUCACCUGUGUAGCUGUGGGCUCCCCUAUGCCGUACGUCAAGUGGAUGCUGGGAGCAGAAGACCUGACGCCCGAGGAUGACAUGCCCAUCGGCCGCAACGUCCUGGAACUGACUGACGUACGGCAGUCCAACAAUUACACAUGCGUCGCUAUGUCGACACUUGGCGUGAUCGAGGCGGUGGCACAGAUUAUUGUGAAAGCCCUCCCAAAGGCCCCUGGUACCCCUGUGGUGACAGAGAGAACUGCAACAAGCAUUACACUCACCUGGGAUUCUGGCAACCCUGAGCCUGUCUCCUACUAUAUCAUACAGCACCGUGCCAAAGGGUCAGAGGACCCCUACAAAGAGAUUGAUGGCAUCGCCACAACGCGCUACAGCGUAGGCGGCCUCAGCCCAUACUCCCACUACGACUUUCGGGUGGCGGCCGUUAACACCAUUGGCCAGGGCCCCUCCAGCGAGGUGGUGGAGGCUCGCACAGCAGAGCAGGCCCCCUCCUCGCCUCCUCGACAGGUCAGGGGUCGUAUGCUGAGCACCACAACAGCAAUCAUCCACUGGGAUGAACCAGAGGAACCUAAUGGACAGGUGGUGGGCUACAGAGUCUACUACACCUCAGACAACACGCUACCAGUCAACCAGUGGGAGAAGCAGAUGGUGCGCAGCGCCAACUUCAUUACCAUCCAGGGUUUGACUCCCAACAAGACUUACUACAUCAGAGUGCUGGCCUUCACCUCUGUAGGAGACGGACCCCUGUCCCAGGACCUGCAGAUUAUAGCCAAGACUGGAGUUCCAUCCCAACCUUCAGAAUUUAAGGGUGAGGCCAAGUCCGAGACCAGUAUCCUGUUGUCCUGGGUGGCCCCACCCCAGGGUGGCCCCGACAACCAGAUCACAGGAUAUGAACUGGUCUACCGUCGAGCUGAUGACACAGAGGAGAAAAAAGUCAGCUUUGAGCCGACCACCUCCUACCUGUUGAACAACCUGAAGCCUUUCUCCACCUACACCUUCCAGCUGGCUGCCAGGAGCAAGCAUGGAAUUGGGGCGUAUACCAACGAUGUGUCCAUCGACACACCACAGACACUUCCUUCAGCUCCUCCCCAGGACAUCACAUGCACCAGUCCCAGUUCUACCAGCAUCCUGGUAAGUUGGGCUCCACCUCCUCUGGAGUUUCAGAAUGGCAUCAUUACAGGAUACUCCAUCCAGUACUCCACUACCGAGGGCAACAAAGUGUCUAAAAGAAUUGAUGGAAUUCUUCUGGGAAGUUCUCCGUAUCUCCUGGAAAACCUGGAGAAAUGGACUGAGUAUGGCAUAACGGUACGGGCGCAGACGGAAGCUGGGGAUGGACCAGAGAGUUUACAGCUGCUUAUCCGCACCGAGGAAGAUGUUCCAAGUGGUCCUCCGCGAGGGGUGGAGGCAGAGACUGUGAACGCCUCAGCCGUUAGGGUGAAAUGGCGAGCACCGGCGCCCGAACGGCAGCACGGUCAGAUCCGAGGCUACCAGGUCCACUAUGUGAGGAUGAACUACGGAGAACCUCAGGGUCAGCCCUUCAUCAAGGACAUCCUCAUAGAGGACUCUCAGUGGGAAAAUGAAGACUCAGCUGAAUAUGAGGUGGUUCUUGGAGACCUGAAGGCAGACACUGCCUAUUCUGUAUCAGUGGGGGCUUACACUGCCAAGGGCGAUGGUGCUCGCAGCAAACCUGUUACUGUCUGUAGCGCCCUGCCACUGCCUGAAAAGCCCAAACUGACGGUGAGUGUCACUGAUUCAGGUACUGCUCUGCUUCAGUGGUACCCACCUCCCAACCCACCCACCCCGCUCCUGGGGUACCGCCUCACCUUCGGCCACAUCGACGUCCUUCCCUUCACGGUGGUGGAGAUCCCCACCAAGGAGAACCGCUACACCGCUCAUGACAUCCAUAAGGGAGCUAACUACGUAUUCAGACUCUCUUCCCGUAACAAAAUGGGCUACGGAGAGGAGGCUGUAAUGGAGGUGACUACUCCAGAAGAUGCCCCAAGUGGAUACCCAGAAAAUAUUCUCUUAGAGGAGUCUUCUGCCACCUCCCUCCGGCUGGCGUGGAAAUCAGUCCCACUAAUUGAGCAAAAUGGGAAAAUUAUGAAGUACUCAGUUCUGUACAAGGAUAUAAACAGUCGAGGGAACGCCUCAGAAGUUGUGGUGCCCGCUCCAGGGUCGAGUGUUUUGUUGGAGGGUCUGAGUGCAGAUACUGUGUAUGAUGUCAGGUUGUGCGCGUUCACAGCUGUUGGCCCUGGGCCGUUUAGCCCCAGUGUCCAGUUUAGGACACAGCGGCUAGACCAAGUGUUUGCCACCAACUUCAGAGUAAAGGCUGCCAUGAAGAACUCUGUUCUGCUGUCCUGGGAGAUCAGAGACAAGAACCCUGCCCAGCCAUUCACCAUCCUGUAUGGAAAGGGCCAGUCUGUGGAAGUGGAUGGGAAACAGACUCAGAAGCUGAUCACUGGCUUGGAGGCGGACACCCAGUACUCCUUUCUGCUUACCAACCGGGCCAACAGCGCCGGGGGUCUGCAGCACCGCGUCACAGCCACCACCGCCCCGGACAUCCUAAAAACCAAACCCACGGUGGUGGGAAAGACCAACGCCGAUGGCAUGGUGACUGUGCAGCUACCAACGGUGCAGACCACAGCCAAAGUCAGGGGUUACUAUGUGGUCGUGGUGCCACUGAAGAAGCAGAGAGGAGGGAAGUUCCUGAAUCCCUGGGAGGAGCCCGACCAGAUGAACCUGGAUGAGCUCCUGAAAGAGAUCAACAGGACUAGUGUCAGUCGUGCCCUCCGCAUCCGCAGGCAGGCUGCCCAAUCAGACCCUAAGGCCUAUGUCACUGCUCACUUUAAGACCCUUCCCCUGGAGUUUACACUAGGUGAUGGGCGAAACUAUGGCGACUUCCGCAACCGUCCACUGCAGAACGGACAGGAGUAUGUUUUCUUUGUGCUUGCGCUACUCGACCUUUCUGAGAAUACUAUGUAUGCCACUAGCCCUUAUUCUGAUCCUGUGACCUCAUCGGAUGUGGAUCCUCAGCCAAUCGUUGAUGAGGAAGAGGGCCUGUUGUGGGUGGUGGGGCCUGUGUUGGCUGUCAUCUUCAUUGUCUGCAUCGUCAUCGCCAUUCUUCUCUUCAAGAGCAAACCUGACAGGAAAAGGGCCGAGGCUGAAGGCAGGAAGAGCAGUUUCCCCUGCAGCAAAGCCAUGUCGUCCCACCAUCCUACUGAUCCUGUGGAGCUACGCAGAAUUAACUUCCAGACUCCAGCCUACCGUGUAUCAGUGUACCGCGGUUAUCGCCGUUUGUCAAGCAUGGCAAGUCACCCACCCGUCCCCAUCUCUGAGCUGGCAGAUCACACUGAGCGCCUCAAGGCAAAUGACAAUCUCAAGUUCUCCCAAGAGUACGAGUCCAUCGACCCUGGUCAGCAGUUCACAUGGGAGAACUCCAACUUGGAGGUCAACAAACCAAAGAACCGCUAUGCUAACGUCAUUGCCUAUGAUCACUCCAGGGUCAUACUCUCCAGCAUUGAGGGUGUCCCAGGCAGUGACUACAUCAAUGCUAACUAUAUUGAUGGCUACCGCCGUCAGAAUGCCUAUAUCGCCACUCAGGGAUCCCUCCCUGAGACUUUCGGUGAAUUCUGGAGGAUGGUCUGGGAGCAGCACACGGCCAACAUUAUAAUGAUGACCAAGCUGGAAGAGAAAUCACGGAUGCCCUCUUAUUUCUUCUCUAAGGUGAAGUGUGAUCAGUACUGGCCAACACGGGGCACAGAGACCUACGGCCUCAUCCAGAUCACUCUGCUGGACACAGUGGAGUUGGCCACCUACUCUGUCAGGACCUUCGCUCUUUACAAGAGUGGUUCCAAUGAGAAGCGUGAGGUUCGUCAUUUUCAGUUCACCGCCUGGCCAGACCACGGGGUGCCUGAACACCCCACCCCCUUCCUGGCCUUCCUACGCAGGGUCAAGGCCUGCAACCCUCCAGAUGCCGGUCCCAUGGUCGUCCAUUGCAGUGCUGGAGUGGGUCGCACAGGCUGCUUCAUUGUGAUCGACGCCAUGGCGGAGCGGAUCAAGCACGAGAAGACCAUCGACAUCUACGGCCAUGUCACACUGAUGCGCUCCCAGAGGAACUACAUGGUCCAGACAGAGGACCAGUACAUCUUCAUUCAUGAUGCACUGCUGGAGGCCGUGACCUGCGGAAACACAGAGGUCCCUGCGAGGAACCUCUACUCCUACAUCCAGAAGCUGACGCAGAUUGAACCAGGAGAGAAUGUCACCGGCAUGGAGCUGGAGUUCAAGCGUCUGGCCAGUGCCAAGGCCCACACAUCACGGUUCGUGAGUGCCAACCUGCCAUGCAACAAGUUCAAGAACCGACUGGUGAACAUCAUGCCCUACGAGACCACACGUGUGUGUCUGCAGCCAAUCAGAGGAGUGGAGGGAUCUGACUACAUCAACGCCAGCUUCAUCGACGGAUACAGGCAGCAGAAUGCCUACAUAGCAACCCAAGGCCCGCUGGCUGAGACCACAGAGGACUACUGGAGGAUGCUGUGGGAACACAACUCCACCAUAGUUGUCAUGCUAACCAAACUGAGAGAAAUGGGACGGGAGAAGUGUCACCAGUACUGGCCUGCAGAGCGCUCAGCCAGGUACCAGUACUUUGUGGUGGAUCCCAUGGCUGAGUACAACAUGCCCCAGUACAUCCUCCGAGAGUUCAAAGUCACUGAUGCCAGGGACGGCCAAUCGCGGACAGUACGUCAGUUCCAGUUCACUGAUUGGCCAGAGCAAGGAGUGCCAAAGUCAGGGGAGGGAUUCAUUGAUUUCAUUGGCCAGGUGCACAAAACUAAAGAACAGUUUGGCCAGGAUGGGCCAAUUAGUGUGCACUGCAGUGCUGGAGUAGGGAGGACCGGUGUGUUCAUCACCCUCAGCAUCGUGCUGGAGCGGAUGAGGUACGAGGGAGUGGUGGACAUCUUCCAGACUGUCAAGAUGCUGCGCACCCAGAGACCUGCCACCGUUCAGACAGAGGACCAGUACCAGUUCUGCUACCGGGCCAGUCUGGAGUACCUGGGAAGCUUUGAUCACUAUGCAACAUAAACCCGAGUGGCCGUCUCUCAUACCACAUCCCACCUAGCGCACUUUUCUUCGGUCAAAUGCAGCCUGAAUUAAUGCACUAGGCUGCGAUGUGUCUUUGAAGAUUUUUGCCACCACAUGCAGAGUGAAGGGGGACCAUCGGCUUUCCCGUUCCCAGAAACAGCACCUCUAACUGAGCCAUAGCAACCUGCUUGACAAGGGUGUUUCCUUCCACCCUCAGCCCAAACACACCCAUUGGUCAGUCUGAAGAAGCAACUUCAACCACUGUUCCAAUCAGAAUACUUGAUCAAAUAUUGAUUUUUUUAUUUGUUUCAGUGCUUUUGUGAGCACCCAGAUUGCUUUACAUUGUUUGGGUGGGGAACUCUCACCUUGUCCACCACCAGUGUAGCAUCAUCACCAACCUAAAUACAGGACCCGGCUACAGUAUUUAGCUGUCACAGGAAAUUUAGAUUUUUCUAUCUUGAGGACUGUCUACAAAUCCAUCUUAUGGAAGCCUCGUGGACUGAAAGAACUGGGACAUUUGAGCACCAGAGAAGUGCCAACAGGAGACUGAAAACACAGAGCACCGUAUUAAAAAGACAAAGAACACACAUCCCAAAAAAAAAGACACCAAGAAGUGUUUUUUUCUGUUUUGUUUUGGAAAAAGACUCUUGUUUCUUGUGAAUGAAAAAGAAGAUAUUUCUACCAUACAGUAAUAAAAACCACCAGUUCAACCUUAUGCUUCAUGAUUUAAGAUAAGGGAAACUUAAGAGAGGUUUAGAAUGCAUACCACAAAGUAAAACAUUAUUUUAGUUUUUUAGAAAAAUAUAGAUAUGUGACUAUCUUGUUGUUGUUUUUUAAACUGGGUAUUCUUUAUGGCACGUUCUGGUUUUUUGUUGUUUUUUUUACAGAUUUAUGACUUUGUCCCCACUGACCAUACAAAAGCAAAGUUGCAUUUUUUUCCCCGUGUAAUCCAAUGAGCUGUAGCGAUUUCUUUUUAAAGUGAUGCGGUACUGUUUUAAAGUGUACAAUCAAAUCUAGUGUGGAAAAUGUUCACAAUUCUAUGGAAAACACCACUAUUGAGUGUCACGCUCCUAUAUUCUCUACCCACUCUGUUUUUAAAAACACACGUUUUGCAUGCACACAGGACUCUCAACCUCAUUUCUAUCUGGCCUGCAGUGUCAGAGAAGAUGGCCAUUUUUGAAUUCCCAGGGGCAGACAGAGGUGCAGUAUUCACUCUGCUGCUACCAGGAAGUCCCGAGAAUAAUCUCGCCAAGUUGUUCUGUGUGCAGGUCGAGAGAAAGCCAGAUAGAAUUACAGAGAGUAUGCACAGAAAGCAAAAUAUGAAAAAAAAAAUAUUUAUGUCCAAAUAAGCUUCACAAAGAUUUCUCAAGCAGGGAGCAAGAAAGGGAUGUAGAAACUGGGGUGGAAUGGAGGGGGGAGGUCGGAGAAGGAACACUUUUCUCACUGAAAUGCUCACCUAUGACUUUUCUCUCUGAUUCAGUGUGCAAUAAGUAGAUGUAUUAUAUAUUUUUGUGUCCACUCACUAACUGCAGUUAUAUGCCAUUAUGAUGACGGUGAUAUUGAUAAUGAUGAUGCAUCAUUUUCCAGACACAAGGAUGUUACGCUUGAUAUGGUUCUUGCCACCGUUUGAUGUGUCCAAACAGAGGGAUGACCUCUGAUCUCUUAGGAAGUAAGAGACAUUUUAUCAUGUCACAACUCCAGUAGAUGUCAUCUUUCUGUGUGUCACGGCAACCAACAAAUGAUCAAACUCAUACUUUAAACAGCAUCUAAUAAGUAUUUUGAUUUUAGAUUUCUAGUGCCUUAUAUUACACGCCUAUUUUGAUAAAGUUACUUUAAAGGGUUUUUUGUGUAUUUUAUGUAUGUAUGCUUGUAUGUAUGUGAACUGAAUGUCUAUGUAUAUGAUUUUGUUGUGUUACAGUAUGUGAAAGUAUCUUGUGUGUUCUGUUUUUGGCUGUGAAAUUUUGUAUGGAAGGCUCUGCAUAGGCCGAAUAGUUGUACUCAUCACUUUCAAUCCAGCAACAACAUCAUCAUAUCUCUUCUACAUGAGACUCAACUACAGAUAAAAAAAUGUGGUUUCAAAACAGGUUAUUAGCAGGAUGGUCUGAUCAUUUUAGACAAAAAAAAAGUGUGAAUGUCGACUGUUUGUGUCUUUUCUUUCCUGGGACACUUGCCCAAGCUUUGUGUGUAUACUCAGACUUCAGUUGUUGGCCACACUGACGACUUUGGCACCGACUGUGAGCUGGCUCAGAAAAGUCAUACUUACUCAGCUAUUUGAAAUCUAUAUAAAGCUCAACGGCAGUGGCUAUCUUUGUCAGUUUGGAGAAAAAGCAAAAUAACAAACCACACGGAUAUCCACCUAUCCCACCUGAAGCCCUCCACCUAAAAUCACUGAAACUGCUCAUCUGUGUUCCUCAUUCCUUGCCUACAGUUAUAUAUUAUUUUCCUAUAGCGACAAAGGCUGAGAGAAGUUCAGGUGCUACGUCUCCAACAACACAGAACCCACAUCAUUUUUUUUGUAUCUCUAUUAACGUUUGACCAUAUAAGGGAUCAUUGAGUUUCCCACCAUCUAACAGUAACCCUGUUGUUGUUUUUGUAUGCAUGGUACCACUUUUGAGAUGCCCCUUUGGUUGCACCUGUUAUGGGAAGACUUGCACUUUCUCUCUUUGUACUAUGCACUAAUACUAGUAUCCUAUUAUCUCUGAUAGCCCCCCCCCCCCCCCCCAAAGGAGUUUUACUUGAACUCAGUAAAGAUGGAUCCUGUAAUGCUCACAUGGUUGUGUAUAUGUAAAUAACACAAAACACAGAGAGUAAUUGAAAUGCAUAAAUAAAUGAAUAAAUAGAUAAAUGAUUAAGGUAACCAGUGAAUAAGAAUCUAUCAGAUAUACAGAGUGAUAUAAUAAAAGGAUGCACCUGAAAUCACAGUUUAUGGCACAGCAGUAUGUGCAAUACAUCACAUUGUGGAUUUGUUGUACCACAAAAGAGAAGUUUCACAGAAGGUGUUCUAUUUUAGCCCCCAAUGUAUAAUGUAGAUGGAUAAAACUGGAGUUUAUAAAUUGUAUAAAAAUUAAAAUAUGGUGUGUUACUUGGAUCAAUUACCUCCGAUUGGUCUAUAAAUGUAAACUUUUUUUUGGUUUGUUAUCUGCUCCGAGUCAACAAGUGCUUUUUAUUUUCUUACAUUGGUUCUUGGAGCGCGUGAAAACCGAAAAACAGGUCUGGAUUUCUGUUCUCUGUCGACACAAGUUUCAUUUGUUACAAAUAAACUCAAGUGAAAUAA
Sander lucioperca (pikeperch) is the source of this 9554-nucleotide messenger RNA. RefSeq names its product protein tyrosine phosphatase receptor type Db (gene ptprdb). The transcript is spliced from 46 exons. Gene Ontology annotation, molecular function: protein tyrosine phosphatase activity; protein binding. Gene Ontology annotation, biological process: protein dephosphorylation. Lineage: Eukaryota; Metazoa; Chordata; Actinopteri; Perciformes; Percidae. The record is from RefSeq and is a predicted model, not a curated record. Bases 422 to 6280 code for a protein of 1952 amino acids.